Messenger RNA from Helianthus annuus (common sunflower), 666 nucleotides. RefSeq names its product ethylene-responsive transcription factor ERF026. The transcript has a single exon. The coding region runs from base 25 to 432 and encodes 135 amino acids. The record is from RefSeq and is a predicted model, not a curated record. Gene Ontology annotation, molecular function: DNA-binding transcription factor activity; DNA binding. Gene Ontology annotation, biological process: regulation of DNA-templated transcription. Lineage: Eukaryota; Viridiplantae; Streptophyta; Magnoliopsida; Asterales; Asteraceae.
CCCAAAUCCACCCAUUCACAUUGCAUGGCUAACCGUCGCCGCCGCACCAGCGAUAAUAAUAACGACCCUCCUCCGCCUCCUGUCUGUGGCUCCUCCACUCGCCACCCGGUUUACCAUGGCAUCAGAAACCGGGCUGGAAAAUGGGUUUCUGAAAUCCGCGAGCCAAGCAAGUCAAGCCGCAUAUGGCUAGGCACGUAUAGAACACCAGAAAUGGCGGCUGCGGCUUAUGAUGUGGCAGCAUUGGCACUCAAAGGUAGCUAUGCUAUACUCAACUUUCCUGAGACGAAUUAUUCUAGUAUGCUUCCUAAGAGUCCCACUUCUGAUGACAUCCGUGCGGCAGCCGCAGGGGCUGCUGCCGCUAGAGCUUGGGCUAAUGAAGUUAUGAGCCAUGGGGAAGGUAGUUCUGGUGGUGGGAAUCCGGUCGACAAAUGAACAAUACAAGCUUAAUAGUGUAUGUAAACUAUGUAUGUCUUGUGUCUACUCCAAGUUAAGCUUCGGUUUAUUUAAAAAACAAGUGUGAAGUUGUGGCUUUGUUAGGUGAAUGUAUAACUCACCGAAUUGUAUGGAAGAUUUGAAAGAUUGUUUAAGUGUGCUACGUAUCCUUUAUGAUGUAACAUACAUCCUACUCCUUGUAGUUUGGUAAAAAGAAAGUCAUUUGAUUGUUGA